This is a messenger RNA of Symbiodinium necroappetens, 1374 nucleotides long. The record is from the annotation of a GenBank genome assembly. NCBI's taxonomy places the organism in Eukaryota, Dinophyceae, Suessiales, Symbiodiniaceae.
AUGGCUGAGCUUGACGCGGAGGAUGUCGUGGCCCCUGAGGCUGAGCCGGAGGAAGAGGUGACGGACCUCAUGGGAGCCGUUCGUGGCGUACUCAAGAAGUCCCUGAUGGUGGACGGUGCAAUCCGAGGCCUCCACGAGGUUGCCAAGCACAUCGAGGCGUGCAAGGCCCAGGUGGUGUUCCUUUCCGAGUCUUGCAACGAAGCCACCUACAAAAAGCUCAUCCAGGGUUUGUGCGUGGAGAAGAAUGUGCCCGUGAUUGAUGUGCCUGACAACAAGAGCCUCGGCGAGUGGGCAGGCCUCUGCAAGAUCGACAAGGAUGGCAUGCCCAGGAAGGUCGUCGGUGCCAGCUGCGUUGCCAUUGUCGACUUCGGUGAGGAGGGCGAGGAGCAGAAUCGCCUUGUCGCGGCUUCACCCUUUUGUGCCCAGAGUUGCAUGACGCAGGCCUACAACUUCAUGAUGAAGAUCCCUCUGCUGCUGCCACAGUCCUACCUCAAGUUCAAGACGAGGCCCAGGCCCCGAGCCACGGAGCCACUGCAAGCUGUUUCCGAGGCCCUUUUUCCCGCCAUGAAGGGUGUCAAGGCAGCGGUGCGAGGGGCGCAGGAGACCCUGGGCUUCGACUCCCCGAGCCACAUGAAGGGCCUCCAGGUCUUCAUUGCAGACAUCCGCAACUGCCAGACCAAAGAGCAAGAGCGGACACGAGUCGACAAGGAGCUCUCGAAGAUCCGGCAGAAGUUUGCGAAUCCAAAGACUUUGUCUGGCUACGACCGGAAGAAGUAUGUGUGGAAACUGCUUUAUGCGUAUAUGCUCGGCUACGAGAUCGACGACACCGGCCACUUUCAGGCCGUGGAGUUGUGCUCCUCCCCGAAGUUCAGCGAGAAGACAGCGGGGUAUCUCGCGACCUCGCUGCUGCUGGCGGACAACAACGACAUGGUGCGGAUGAUCGUCAACAGCGUCAAGACCGACAUCUCCUCGGGCAAUGAGCACAUGGCGGCGCUUGCCCUGAACACGGUGGCGAACAUCGGAGGCCCGGAGUUUGCAGACAACCUCUUCACCGACAUCGCGCGGAUGAUCCUCACGCAGGCCAACGCGCUGUCGCCCUACGUGAAGCGCAAAGCCUGCAUCUGCCUCUUGCGGCUCUAUCGCAAGGAGAACGACGGCUUGCAGCCAGAGGUCUGGUCUCCGAAGCUCGCGGUGCUCUUCAACGAGCAGGACAUCGGCCUGUUGACGUCAGCUAGUGGCUUCAUGCUGGGCAUCUUGGAGAUGGGGAAGUUUCCGGCGACGGGCCCGGGGCAAGGGAACAAGGAAACUGCAAAGAAGGCUGUCCUGCCAUCGGCCAUCCUCCGCCAGCCUUCCUGGCUCUGGAGUCUGGACUGA